GAGCCUCUGGAGGGUGCAGCGGGGUGUAGGCAAGGGCAGGGGGAGUGGGCGAAGCCGCUGGUUGGUGCCUGAAAUCUGUGCGUUGCCCCUUUAAUUGUGUCCCCAGCCCUCGGGCGUUUCUGUCCAACGCCCACGUCAGCAAAUACCUUUUGUUUCUCUCACGUUGGGGCUACUUGUUUUAGGGCGCAAAGGAGCGGCUUCGAAAGUGGGUAUUUCCCCUGCCGAGGUCCAGGAAUCCUCCCCGAGCCCGCGCGCGCGACCCGCCGGUGCGCCGCGGCCCGCGGACAACCCUUCAUAUACAGAGUGUGUUUGACUUGGAAUCUUCCCUUUUUUACUCCACUCAAUUGACUUAGCAGGGUUUCAAGAGCAGCGUUCGUAAAUUUUCAGAAUGGAGAUCUCCUCUCACCAGUCCCACCUCCUGCAACAACUGAAUGAGCAGCGCAGACAAGACGUCUUCUGUGACUGCAGCAUUCUGGUGGAAGGGAAGGUCUUCAAAGCGCAUCGAAAUGUAUUAUUUGCUAGCAGUGGUUACUUCAAAAUGCUCCUUUCUCAGAAUUCGAAGGAGACGAGUCAGCCGACCACAGCUACAUUUCAGGCCUUCUCCCCUGACACUUUUACGGUCAUCCUGGACUUUGUCUAUUCUGGCAAACUCUCUCUCACGGGUCAGAACGUCAUAGAAGUGAUGUCAGCCGCCAGCUUCCUUCAGAUGACUGAUGUCAUUAGCGUAUGUAAGACCUUUAUUAAAUCUUCGCUAGACAUCAGUGAGAAAGAAAAAGAUCGCUAUUUCAGUCUCUCCGAUAAAGAUGCCAAUUCUAACGGUAUAGAACGUUCCUCCUUUUAUAGCGGCGGCUGGCAAGAAGAAAGUGGUUCUCCGCACUCUCACCUGAGCGCAGAUCAAGGAACAGGUGUCAUAAGUGGGAAAUCUUGGAGUAAGUAUAAUUACCAUCCAACCUCCCAAAGGAAUACUCAACAGCCUUUGGCCAAGCAUGAACAAAGGAAAGACUCCAUUAAAAAGUCCAAACAUUUGAGGUUGUCACAGCCUUCUGAAGUCGCUCAUUUUAAGUCCAGCAAACGAGAAGCACGAACCUCAGAUUCUUCUGGCCACAUUUCCCAAUCUGAAGAACACGCACAGAUUGAUGCUCACAUGGACUCCACGCCCGUUGGCUAUCCGUAUGGUCCAGGAUCUGAUGUCACAUCCAGAAGCUUUCCAGAUGAUCUGCCCAGGAUGCGGUUCAAGUGUCCCUACUGUACCCACGUGGUGAAGCGGAAGGCAGACCUCAAGCGCCAUCUUCGCUGCCAUACAGGGGAAAGACCCUACCCGUGUCAAGCCUGUGGGAAGAGAUUUAGCAGGCUGGACCACCUCAGUAGCCAUUUCCGCACAAUUCACCAGGCAUGCAAAUUAAUCUGCAGGAAAUGCAAACGCCACGUGACUGAUCUAACAGGGCAAGUGGUCCAGGAAGGAACCAGGCGCUACAGACUCUGUAAUGAGUGCCUCGCUGAAGUGGGAAUAGACAGCCUCCCCAUUGAUCUGGACGCCGAACAGCAUCUUAUGUCCCCAUCAGAUGGAGAUAAAGAUUCCAGAUGGCACUUGAGUGAAGACGAGAACAGAUCGUACGUGGAAAUCGUAGAGGAUGGGUCUGCUGAUCUGGUCAUACAACAGGUUGACGAUAGUGAAGAAGAAGAAGAGAAGGAAAUAAAGCCCAACAUUAGGUAGCUAACAUGUGAACCAACAGCGCUGUCAUGUCUGCAACUUACGCUGACUUCCUGUAUCUCUCUCUUUCCGUGGUCAGAGUCUGGCUCACAAAGGCAUCAGACUGACAUUAAGGUGAUGGCCUAAUAGAACUUGCAUGCUUUCCGAACAGGUCAUGGUACCCAUUCUGAACUUUGUUGCCCUAAAAUGUGUUGCUGCACUGGAAAGAAAGACCUAGCUUGAGUUGGCAUGAUGGACGAACAAUUAAUCCUCUUCCUUUUAUUACAGAGAUACAUUUUUUCUUUUAAUGUUGAAAGAUCUACUUAGCAAACUUUUCUCAAAGAAAAUAUUUUAAAUAAAUUUACCACAACCAAACUUUAUGUAAGAUAAUUUCAAGGUGUUUCAAAAACACAAACUACCAAUAUUGAAUCACAGGGAACCAAGGAAGAGCACAUUUAAGGGUCUGGCACCCUUACCUGACUGAAUUAUAAGUCUUUCUGUUAAUUUCAGAUCUAAUUUAAUUUCAGAUCUAAAACAACCUUUCAGUAUCCCAAUAUCCUAGAUAUUGUUUUAGGAUUAUGGCAGAUGACAAAUCUAAAAUGUGUGAAACCGUUCAUAGUUGAAUUUUUUGUCAUUAAGGUAAAGAUGACUCUUGUGUAGUCAGUAUUGUUUAAAAAACAAAAACCUAAAAUAGAGGAAGACCAGAGAUAACAUACAGACAUCAUCUUCUAAAGCAGGAAACAAAUACUGCCUAAAAGUUAAGGUAGUUUGUGAAGAUCUGUCAGUAUAAUUCUCUUCCUCUCUAAAGGAAAACGAGCAAACAAACAAAAAAACAAAAAAUGAUGAACAAGAAAAUUAGAGGUUACGAGUUCUUAAGAGUAAUUUCUAACAUUUAUUGUUCUGCUAUAUUAUUUCUAAAGUGCUCUCUCACACAUUUUCUCACUUAAUCAGCAAGGGAGAUAUUACUGUCUCAAAUUUACAAGUGAGGAGGUUAAUCAGAAAGUUGAAGUGGUGGGACUGGUGAUGGACAGGUCUUGAUUUUAAACAGCCUUCUUUCAACUGUCCCCAUAUUGUCUCCUAAAAUGGUGAAAACUUGAAGUCAAACCUCACCAAUCUCAGUAAUCAGAAAAAAAGCCUAUUAAAAUUAGAAAGUACGAAAGAACUUAAUAAGCUUCAACAACACAUAAUAACUUGGACAAGAGUUAUCCAAGAGUGCUCAGUGAUGUCCCUCCAGUGUCUACUGACAUGUUUUUAAUGUCAAGUUAUUUAUAUGUAAAUGUUAUAUAUAACACUCUUUGAACAAGUUAUUUCUUACGUGCUUUAAGCAUUUUUCUUAUCUUGUUUAUAUCAUUUUUCAAAACAAACUUUUCUCCUAGGACAUAAAGUUGUGUUUAAACCCCACCCCUGUAAGGGGUGCCUGGCUGCAACUGUUAUCUUGGGAGUUGUUAAGUUUGAACCCAACUUGGGUAUAGAGAUUACAAAAAAAACAAAAAACAAA
Lontra canadensis (Northern American river otter) is the source of this 3188-nucleotide messenger RNA. RefSeq names its product zinc finger and BTB domain containing 8A (gene ZBTB8A). Bases 389 to 1714 code for a protein of 441 amino acids. The transcript has 5 exons. Gene Ontology annotation, molecular function: RNA polymerase II cis-regulatory region sequence-specific DNA binding; DNA-binding transcription factor activity, RNA polymerase II-specific; protein binding. The record is from RefSeq and is a predicted model, not a curated record. NCBI's taxonomy places the organism in Eukaryota, Metazoa, Chordata, Mammalia, Carnivora, Mustelidae. Gene Ontology annotation, biological process: regulation of transcription by RNA polymerase II.